AUGUUUCCAAUUUUGAGUGGAAAUUCAAGAGAUAAUGGUCAGAUCGAUGAUGGGCGCAUUAUAGGAGGACAAGCAGUAAAUAUUGCCGAUGUUGGUUGGCAGGUUUCUAUUCAAGAAGAUGGAUAUCAUUUUUGUGGUGGUUCGAUUUUAUCUGACAGAUGGAUUGUCACAGCUGGGAUAUGUUUCGCAAGAGAUAUUGUCCUAAGUAGGAUUUCAGUGAGAGCCGGUAGCAGUAAAUUAACUAGUGGUGGCACAGUAAAAAGAUUAGAAGCUUUUUUUGUUCAUCCACAAUACAACCCACAAACACAAGAUAAUGAUGCUGCCGUUGUUCGUCUUUCAUCACCUUUGAGUAUAAAUAGUGGAUCAAUCCGGCCCAUAAAACUAGUCAAUUCUGGUGUAGAAUUAAGAGGAGGCACCAAGGUUACAGUUUCUGGAUGGGGUAGACUCACGGAAUCACCAUCAGAGCUUUCUCCAACACUCCAGGGAGCAACAAUAACUGUUAUUGACAAUCCAACGUGCCAAAGAUAUUAUGUCGCAGAUUACGUCAUCACAGACAAUAUGAUGUGUGCAGGAUUCAUUGAAGGAGGAAAAGGUCCAUGCCAAGGAGACACCGGUGGUCCAUUAGUCGAAGGCAACAAAACCUUAGUAGGAAUUAUAUCAUGGGCAUUAGGUUGCGCAAGACCAGCAAGUCCAGGUGUUUACACACGUUUAGCUUCUACCAGCGUCAGAAAUUUUAUUCGAAGUGUGACCGGCCUCUGA
Messenger RNA from Ctenocephalides felis (cat flea), 759 nucleotides. RefSeq names its product trypsin 5G1-like. NCBI's taxonomy places the organism in Eukaryota, Metazoa, Arthropoda, Insecta, Siphonaptera, Pulicidae. Gene Ontology annotation, molecular function: serine-type endopeptidase activity. Gene Ontology annotation, biological process: proteolysis. Bases 1 to 759 code for a protein of 252 amino acids. The transcript is spliced from 5 exons. The record is from RefSeq and is a predicted model, not a curated record.